AUGUGUGAUGUUUGUGACAACCCAUGUCAACCGCCAAUUAUUCCGUCUCCGUCCCCUCCUCCGCCUCCCACCACCGACACUAACUGCCCGCCACCACCCUCACAACCACAACCACAACCUCAGCCUCAGCCGACCACACCUUCGGUUCCUACUUUUUCUUAUUAUUCCCCUCCCCCUCCAUUCCCCGUGGGCGGUGGCGGUGGCGGUGGCAGUGGUGGUGGCGGUUAUGGCUACCCGACAACGUCGAUGCCGCCACCAAACCCCAUUUUACCCUACUACCCAUAUUAUUAUAACAAUCCACCACCUUCUGGUCAUAAAUCAUCCUCAUUUAAGUUGAACAUUAACCCAAUUUGUACCAUUCUCAUGUCACUUGAGUUUCUUGUUAUAUUUUAUAAUUCUAUAAGUUUCUAA
Helianthus annuus (common sunflower) is the source of this 411-nucleotide messenger RNA. Its product is annotated as leucine-rich repeat extensin-like protein 3. Lineage: Eukaryota; Viridiplantae; Streptophyta; Magnoliopsida; Asterales; Asteraceae. The transcript has a single exon. The record is from RefSeq and is a predicted model, not a curated record. Bases 1 to 411 code for a protein of 136 amino acids.